Messenger RNA from Symbiodinium sp. CCMP2456, 2043 nucleotides. The record is from the annotation of a GenBank genome assembly. NCBI's taxonomy places the organism in Eukaryota, Dinophyceae, Suessiales, Symbiodiniaceae.
AUGGAGGCCUCGGUGCGCUGGGCUCGCGAGGAGCCGUUCCCAUCGCCUCAAAGUUCUCCACGAACUCCAGAGACCAUUCAGACCCCGCACGUCGAGGCGGCACAGGCCAUCCAGAGGCUGAUCUACGUCAGAGACGAGGUCGCUCCGGCCCGGGAAAGGCUCAUUUCUGCCAGGCGGACAAACGAGGCUCUUGGCGAAGUCAGUCGCAGAAGGCCGCGUCCGGCCAGCGCUUCGGAGGUGAGGCAGCUACCAAAUGCCUCCAUGGGUGCCUUUGCGCCUCCGUACAUGCCGAACAGCGCCGAGCAGGACGGCUUCCGCCCGAAGGCCAUCUACUCAUCGCCAUCCUCGGCUGGCGGAAGGAUGGGAAGAGGCCACAUGAGGGCUAUGCCGACUUUGGGUGCAAAGCGUUUGGCCAAGGAGCUGAGCAUAAACUCCAGCGGCUCCGCCCGUCGCGGGCUCGAGCCGGAGCCCAAAGAGCCGGAGAAGACUCAGGAGCAGCGGGUGGAAUUUGUCAAGGCCCUUCGGAUCCGUGUUGCGCAGGAGAAACUUGCAGAGUCCCAGCGUCGCGAAGAGCAAGCCCAGCGUUGGAGACGGGCUUGGCAAGCCGGUGAUCAGCCGGAGCAGUUUGGCAUGCUGUUGCAGAAGCACGGCGCGCUGGCUCAAAGCAUGUGGGCCAUUGCGUGUUCGGGGCUAUUUGCCUUGGUUGUUCUGCUUGUUCUGGGCCCCAUGGCGGAUCCACGGCCGGAGGGUUCCUGCGGCCGGCUCCUAAACCAGAAGGAGGCCAUCGCCGUGGAUGAGGAACUCAUGGCCAGUCCUGGCUUCAGCGUGGAUCAGUUGAUGGAGUUGGCAGGAAUCACGAAGUCAACCGUGCAAGAGCGGAUAAAGGGCAACGAGAUUACCCGCAGAAUGCCAAUGUGCCAGCGCGGCACUCAGCCAGAUGCGCCGCCAAGGCAGCUGCGGAUCGGAGGCUCGGAGGAUGCCCUCUGGACGCAGCUCAGGGACGUGGAACAGAUCCGGCUCAGAGUCGAUUACGCCGUCCGAACCACCCGGGUGAAAGCUGCUUCCCUGCUAUGUGCUGGCUCGGCGCUGGGUCUGCUGGGCUUCGUGAUAGCAGGCGGGAUGGGAUUGGGCAAGGCCUUCCUGGCAGACAAAGAAGUCAACGUCAGGGGCGAAAACUUCGCCUCAGGCCACAACUACUAUCCGUCCACGGUCUCUGAGAUGGUGAGGGACCGCGAAAGUCCGAUGGGGAAAUGCUUCUACGGAUUUACAAGCGCCGGAUCUUUUGCUAUUUGGAUGUCUUGGUAUCCGUGGCAUCUGCAAAACGUGUACCUCCCGGCCGAGGAGGAUAGUGUGUGGUGUUGCAGUGUCAUGACACUUCGGACGUUGGUUCCUCCGAUCUCGAUGUUGUUAGUCUCCGUCAUUACGGUGGUGCCCUUCCGAGAGGCGGAUUCGAUUGAAGCAGUCAGCACUGUGAUCCAUGCCAUGGCAGCCACGCUCGCUAUGGGCGGCUACUGUGUGCUGGAGUGGUAUACACUGAACGUCGCGAAGAACGUGAGGAUGACUCAGCGGGAGCGGCAUCUGCGACAGCUUAUCAACUUGCUGCUGGGCUUUUGCACUUUUGGGCUGGUUGUCACCGGUGUGGUGGCGCAGCAUCCAGAGCAGUUCGGGAUCUGCUGCGGAGACUUGUACAUUGUUCCAAAUGUCACAGACAUCGUGGCUUCUUACAACCGUGGUGCCUACCAACAAGGAACGCGGAAUGAGUUCCUAGUUCAACACCACAAGGUCGGACUGGUGGACACUGCAUCUGGCGCAGCCCUGGCCUUCAAGCUCGGCAUGUUCUGGUUCGAGGUCUCAGCUGGCCUGCUCAUGCUCGCCAGCCAUUUCAUCAUCUUCCUCUACUGUCCGGAGCGUCGUCUGCGAAUCCGGGGAUUCGAAGGCGGAUAUCUCGAUGGCCAGCUUUCCCAGCGGAGUGAGGCCUCCUCAGACGGCGAGGAAGAUUUCGACCCCGAUGAUGCUGAAGUGGUCUCCAAUGGGUCAGUUUGA